Molecule: messenger RNA, 1686 nt
Organism: Maniola jurtina (meadow brown)
Lineage: Eukaryota; Metazoa; Arthropoda; Insecta; Lepidoptera; Nymphalidae
Product: proton-coupled amino acid transporter-like protein pathetic
Exons: 10
Coding region: 220-1587 (455 amino acids)
Biological process (GO): amino acid transmembrane transport
Cellular component (GO): vacuolar membrane
Molecular function (GO): amino acid transmembrane transporter activity
Source: RefSeq, a predicted model, not a curated record
UAUGAUCACUUGUCACUGUGUAUUUGAAGUUUAGCUACACGUGAUUGCAGACGUUGAUAACAGAUGCCUCUUUGUGAUAACACGCGGUGUACAACUAUUAUUAUUGUGUUAUUUUUAUAUCAUACUGGGAAAAGAUUAAGGGUCAUGACUGGGCACAGGUGAAAAGAAGAAGGUACUUCUUUAGAGUUCCAAAUUAAGUGAAAAAGCAGAUCGAUCAAAAUGGAGCAGAAAGAAAAUAGAACUCCCCCUAUUCGCUGUAAUUUAGACACAUACAGUUCAAAAAUCGAGCUAGCAUACAAUGGUUCCAGAGAAGACCUCGACCCUUAUGUACCAGCAGACCACAGGCCUUUGGAAUCCAAUACAUCGAGUUUCGGAGCGCUGGCCCACUUGCUCAAAGCGUCGCUUGGCUCCGGAGUGCUGGCGAUGCCCCUCGCUUUCAAGAACGCAGGUCUCGUCGUUGGUGUGUUCGCCACUAUGAUCAUCGGCUUCGUCUGCGCGCAUGUUAUUCACGUCCUGGUGAAAACCUCGCAGCAACUCUGCAUAGAAAUCAAAAAACCAUCACUAGGCUACGCGGACACCUGUGAUUUAGUUUUCCAAAAUGGCCCAGUAGCCGUGAGAAAAUAUGCACCUUUCGCCAGAGAAUUAGCAGACUGGGCGCUGGCAGUGACACAUCUAGGAGCAUGCUGCGUUUACAUUGUGGUAGUUGCUGAAUCGUUUAAGCAAGUAUCAGAUGAAUACGGAGGUCCCAAGUGGUCUGUGACAGUGUUCUGCGCUCUGACCCUAGUGGUAUUAAUACCGUUGACACAAAUCACAAAACUGAAGUAUUUAGUGCCGUUUUCCGCUUUAGCCAACUUCGUAUGGCUGACGUCUAUAUGCAUAUCCAUAUACUACUGCUUGAGAGACCCACCGCCUGUAUCUUCGAGGAGCUACGCUACUAGUAUAUCUGGAUUACCUAAUUUUAUAAGCACAAGUCUGUUCGCCAUGGAAGGCAUUGGAGUUGUCAUGCCCAUAGAGAAUGAAAUGACGAAACCUCAUCACUUCCUGGGCUGUCCCGGAGUGCUUAACAUUGCCAUGAGUGCCGUGGUGGCAUUGUAUGCAUUCGUCGGAUUCUGCGGAUACUUGAGUUUCGGAGAAAACGUUAGAGGGAGUUUGACAUUGAACUUGCCUCAAGAUGAAAUUUUAGCGCAAGUGGCAAAGAUAAUGGUGGCUUGUGUGAUGGUGCUCUCGUACGCGCUGAUUUUCUACGUGCCCGUGGACGUGGUGUGGCGUCGUGUGCGUGACCGCAUCCCCGCCAGGGGACAUCGCUGGGCGAUGGCGGGACUAAGAUUCUUUGGCACGCUUUUUACAGUGGCCCUAGCCUGUGCGAUUCCUAGGCUCGAACUAUUCAUGGAACUAGUGGGCGCUGUAUGUCUGUCCAUCAUGGGGCUUUCGCUCCCUGCGAUUGUCGAAACCGUCUUCCGCUGGGGCAAGGACCUCGGCCCUUGCUACUGGAUUCUAUGGAAAAACUGCAUCAUAGUGUUAUUCUCCAUGGUGGCUCUAGUAUCAGGUGUUACCUUCUCUAUCAAGACAAUGGUCGAUAGUUUGUGAUUGUGAUAAUCGAGGCUGUGUGCGCCUUACCCUAGAAGGUGCAAAAUUCCGAUGGGAGUUUCCGCAAUAUAUUAUUUUUAAGGAGACAAACAAAAACCU